Molecule: messenger RNA, 3284 nt
Organism: Salvia miltiorrhiza (redroot sage)
Lineage: Eukaryota; Viridiplantae; Streptophyta; Magnoliopsida; Lamiales; Lamiaceae
Exons: 2
Coding region: 330-2648 (772 amino acids)
Source: RefSeq, a predicted model, not a curated record
CACCAUAUUCCUCCUUCUCUCUCUCUCUCUCUCUCUCUCUCUGCACUAACUCCAUUGCCCUCUCUCUCUCUCCUCCUACCUUCUGCUAUCAACUCCUUCCAAAAACCCCGCCACAGUAGUCUGCCCACAACCUCCACCCCACGCCUUUUACUCAUCCUCCAAUCGGCGCCACCGCCGAUAAUGCACCCACCACCGACGUCACGGCCUAGUCAACCACACCAUCAAAUUCCUCCACAUAUAAUUAAAAAAAUCACACUAAGCCACUAAUUCUGUGCGCGCGCGGCUGAUCAACGCAUAGUAGUUCCCUUCCCUUCCAUCACCCGCACACAAUGAAUGCCGGCGCGGCCACGACGGCGGCGCUGGAGUCCACCUCCGCCUCAUCCGACGAGAUGGCCGCGAAGGCGGCGAACAAGCGGUACGAAGGGCUGGUGACCGUACGGACCAAGGCGAUUAAAGGGAAGGGCGCCUGGUACUGGGCCCACCUGGAGCCGAUCCUCGUCAACAGCUCCGACACCGGCCUGCCCAAGGCCGUGAAGCUGCGCUGCUCCCUCUGCGACGCCGUCUUCUCCGCCUCCAACCCCUCGCGCACCGCCUCCGAGCAUCUCAAGCGCGGCACCUGCCCCAACUUCGCCUCCGCGCCCAACCCCAUCUCCUCGCUGCCGCCCUCCUCUUCCUCCUCCGUCUCCGUCGCCGUCGCCGUCGCCGCCUCCCCUCCAUCCUCCCGCAAACGCGCCUCCUCUUCGUCCGCCGCCGCCGGCAAUAACGCCACCACGACGUCGUCUACGUUUCCGCCGCCUCUAGCCAUCGUAGACCCUUCGAGAUUCACAGUAGAUUUAGCUUACCCGCCGCACAGCACGAGCCUAGUUGUUACCCCGGCCGCCGCUGGCCAUCAGCAGCAGCUGGUUUUGUCCGGCGGAAAAGAGGAUUUAGGCGCUCUGGCAAUGCUGGAAGACAGCGUGAAGCGGCUGAAGAGCCCGAAAGCCUCGCCGGCGCCGGCAUUGAGCAAAUCCCAGGUGGAUUCUGCGCUGGACUUCCUCGCCGAUUGGGUGUACGAAUGUUGCGGCUCCGUCUCAUUGUCCAGCCUCGACCACCCCAAAUUCAAAUCCUUCCUCAACCAGGUCGGUCUCCCGCCCAUCUCCAAGCGCGAAUUCGCCACCUCCAGAUUGGACGCCAAAUACGAGGAGGCCAGGGCCGACUGCGAGGCCAAAAUCCGCGACGCCAUGUUCUUCCAGUUAGCGGCCCACGGCUGGAACAACUCCAACGAGAAUCUCCUUCACUUAUCCGUCAAUCUCCCAAACGGGACUAGUCUAUUCAAAAGGGCCGUCUUCACCAGCGGCUACGUCCACACCAACCUCGCCGAGGAGAUUCUGUGGGAUACCAUCACAGACAUUUGCGGCGGCGGCGGCGGCAAUGUGCAGCAAUGCGUGGGCAUUGUUUCCGACAAGUUCAAAGGCAAAGCGCUGAGGAAUCUCGAGGCUCACCAUCCCUGGAUGGUGAACCUCUGCUGUCAGUGUCAGAGCUUCACUAGUUUGAUCAAGGAUUUAGGGAGAGAGCUCCACUUGUUCAAGAACGUCACCACCAAUUGCAUGAAAAUUGCAAAUUUGAUAAACAAUAAGUCUCAGAUACGGCACACCUUCCACAAGUUCCAGGUGCAGGAAUACGGCCACGCCGCCCCGCUGCGAGUCUCUGAUUUCGCGGCGGUGGUGGAGGACAUACUGAGCUCUGCUCGGGCUCUGCACUUGAUGCUGACGGAUGAGUCCUACAAGAUGCUGUCAAUGGAGGAGCAGCUCGCGAGGGAGGUGGAGGAGAUGAUGAGGAACCCGCGCUUCUGGAACGAGCUGGAAGCGGUGCACUCGCUGGUGAAGCUGAUCAAGACGAUGUCUAACGACGUCGAGGAGGAGAGGCCGCGGAUCGGGCAAUGCCUGCCGCUGUGGGAGGAGCUGCGGGCGAAGGUGAAGGAGUGGUGCGCCAAGUUUCAGAUUCUUCAAGGGCCUGUGGAGAAGGUGGUGGAGAGAAGGUUCGAGAAGAACUACCACCCGGCGUGGGCGGCCGCCUUCGUCCUCGACCCGCUGUAUCUGAUCAGGGACGCGAGCGGGAAGUACUUGCCGCCCUUCAAGUGCCUGAGCUCCGAGCAGGAGAAGGACGUGGACAGGCUGAUAACGCGGCUGGUGUCGAGGGAGGAGGCCCACGUCGCGCUGAUGGAGCUCAUGAAGUGGCGGACGGAAGGCCUCGAUCCGAUGUACGCACAAGCUGUGCAGCUGAGGCAGAGGGACGCGGCCACGGGGAAGAUGAAGAUCGCCAACCCGCAGAGCAGCAGGCUCGUGUGGGAGGCGCAUCUCACCGACUUCAAGUCGCUCGGGAAGGUGGCCGUCAGGCUUAUCUUCCUGCACGCUACGUCCUCGUCCUCGUCCUCUGCUUAUACGUCCAAAUGCUCUUUGAUAAGACAUUUUCAUUCUCAUUCUCAUUCUCAUUCUCAUUCGAGGGCGGGGAUGGACACGGCGCAAAAGCUCAUGUUCAUCUCCGCGCAUUCGAUUUCCAAGCAUGAGCAUGAUCAUGAUCAUGAUCAUGAUCAGCAUUUUGCCUUGCCAAAUGGUGAGGACGAUGUGCUCGAUGAGGUUUUUGUUGAUUCUUCCUCUGUAAGCAUCUAGUUUGAGACCUCCAUAUAUGAGCAUAGGCUGCAAUUGACAAAAUCUCUAGAUGUUUUGAAUCCAAGUUAGCUGAGAUCAAUCUCCAAGUUAACCAGAGAAUUGAGGAAGGUGCCUUUUAUUAAAGGAAAGUCAAUAAUAAUUCCCUCAUUCCUCGGUGGUAACUCGAGCUCUCAACCUAAGGGAAGUGUCGUACUAAGUGAAGCCAUGUAUUCAAAUCAUGGUUGAGUUUUAAACAUUCCAAAGUUGGUGAUGUUGAUGCAGAUUCGUUGGAUGAUGCUCCCCAUGAUCGCAUAAAGGGUCGAGGAGAGGACCCAAAGUUGAUGAAGAUUGUCGAGAUGAAAGGCAAAAAGAUGAAUUGAUAGUGAUUGCAUAACAAAGAUUUGACUAACUGUAGCUUUGAGAGAUGGAAACGUAUCAUAUCGCAGUACGAUCCAGUAUUUUUCAUGUGUUCGUAGUGCUUGUGAGUGUUGUAAAGCUUUUUUUGGUCUCAAAUUGGGCUUUCUAUGUUUGUUCAUCAAUUAUUAAAUUUCUUGGAGUCGCAUUCCCAUUUAAUUACACGACCACUUUAUGGUUGGAAUUAAAAUAAUGUUUUAGUAUUUGUUGGAUUUUUAUUUCAUUUUAUUUUGUUUUGUUUCA